This is a messenger RNA of Metarhizium album ARSEF 1941, 1266 nucleotides long. Its product is annotated as 26S protease regulatory subunit 6B. The record is from RefSeq and is a predicted model, not a curated record. The transcript has 4 exons. Gene Ontology annotation, molecular function: proteasome-activating activity; ATP binding; ATP hydrolysis activity. Gene Ontology annotation, cellular component: proteasome regulatory particle, base subcomplex. Bases 1 to 1266 code for a protein of 421 amino acids. Lineage: Eukaryota; Fungi; Ascomycota; Sordariomycetes; Hypocreales; Clavicipitaceae. Gene Ontology annotation, biological process: proteasome-mediated ubiquitin-dependent protein catabolic process.
AUGGGCGAUAUUGCGGUCGAGAGCCAGGUCAAUCAUGUGCCGCCGCACAAAAAGGCCGUCCCGUCAACGAUCCCUACCGUCGACAACUUCGAGGGUCUUUCUACCGAGGGUGGCGAUGACUACGCCUCACUGAAGAAGUUGCAGAGACAGCUAGAAUAUAUCCAGCUACAAGAAGAGUACAUCAAGGAUGAGCAAAGGAGCCUGAAGCGUGAGCUGGUACGAGCUCAGGAAGAAAUCAAGCGCAUCCAGAGUGUGCCGUUGGUCAUUGGUCAAUUCAUGGAGGCCAUCGAUCAGAACACCGGCAUCGUUCAGUCAAGUACUGGAUCCAACUACGUCGUUCGGAUUUUGUCUACCCUUGACCGCGAGUUGCUGAAACCUUCAUCGUCUGUCGCACUGCAUCGGCACUCAAAUGCUCUCGUCGACAUCCUGCCCCCUGAAGCCGACUCCUCCAUUGCCAUGCUCGGCGCGGACGAGAAACCGGACGUGACGUACGCCGAUGUUGGUGGGCUGGACAUGCAGAAGCAGGAGAUUCGCGAGGCUGUCGAGCUGCCGUUGACGCACUUCGACCUCUACAAGCAAAUCGGGAUCAAUCCUCCUCGUGGUGUUCUGUUGUACGGUCCUCCGGGGACAGGCAAGACCAUGCUCGUCAAGGCCGUGGCCAACUCAACCACUGCCAGCUUCAUCCGAGUUGUUGGCUCGGAAUUCGUCCAGAAGUACCUCGGAGAGGGUCCCCGAAUGGUCCGAGAUGUCUUCCGAAUGGCGCGCGAAAACUCGCCUGCCAUCAUCUUCAUCGACGAAAUCGACGCCAUUGCCACGAAGCGUUUCGAUGCCCAGACGGGCGCUGACCGUGAAGUGCAGCGUAUUUUGCUUGAACUUCUCAACCAGAUGGAUGGGUUCGAUCAGACAUCCAACGUCAAGGUCAUCAUGGCCACCAACCGUGCCGACACUCUGGAUCCCGCUUUGCUGCGUCCGGGCCGGCUGGACCGAAAGAUUGAGUUCCCCUCGCUGCGAGACCGCCGCGAACGUCGCCUCAUCUUCACCACUAUUGCCAGCAAGAUGUCCCUCGCCCCCGAGGUCGACCUCGACAGCUUGAUUGUGCGCAACGACCCGCUUUCGGGCGCCAUCAUUGCUGCCAUCAUGCAGGAGGCUGGUCUGCGGGCGGUCCGCAAGAACCGGUACAACAUCAUCCAGAGCGACUUGGAGGAUGCGUACUCUAGCCAGGUCAAGGGCACAAGCGACGACAACAAGUUUGACUUUUACAAGUGA